This is a messenger RNA of Caenorhabditis elegans, 1288 nucleotides long. It is a transcript of the gene F55C12.6, whose product is annotated as DUF1248 domain-containing protein. The record is from RefSeq and is marked reviewed. The coding region runs from base 53 to 1075 and encodes 340 amino acids. Lineage: Eukaryota; Metazoa; Nematoda; Chromadorea; Rhabditida; Rhabditidae. The transcript has 5 exons.
CUAGAACUGAUAAAAUGUGUUUAUUUUUCUUUUGUUUUCUUUUCAGAUAGCGAUGAUUCUCAAGACAAAACUUUUUCAAAACCACAUAAUUCGGCAAAUUUCUUCGAAAAAUAAAAUUUCUUCCAAUUUGGACGAUUAUGAUGUAGUGAUAAAUCCUGAUGAUAAUCUUUUUGAAGUUUUUAUGCAAGAACAAGGAAAUGGCCGAUUUGAUUUCAAGAAAGAGGAUUAUUCUACGUGGAAAUCUUCAUGGGGAGAUGCUUACCGUUUUGGACUUAUUUUAUUGAAAGGAACUGAGAGCAUUGCAUAUUCAUUUCACACUAUUCAGUACAAAUCUUUGGGACUUCAGCCAGAUUUUCGUCAUCUUGGAAUGGCAUGGGUUCCUGAAAAAUAUCGUGGAAAGAGUAUUCUGAAAGUUGUCACUGAUUAUUUAAUACAAGAAGAACGAAUGAAACACCAGAAUAUGCUGGCAUGUAAUGUGCAUUGGUCUCAGAACUUUUGGUUAAAAGCUACAGGGAGAAGUGAUAUUGGUGCAUGUACAUAUUAUAUAUCGUAUUAUGAAUUGUAUGAUUUUAAAGUUCCAAUUCCAAAGAUUAAAGAUGAUUGUGAAAUUGUUGUCAAGAAUGUCAACACAAAAACAGUCACUGAUGUCUUGAAAUAUGAUACUUCAAUAUUUCCAUUCAAUCGGAAAAAUUGGAUAGAAUCACUUUUUCUCGAAGGUAUUGGAAGAGUUGCAUAUAAUUCUGAUGGAAAUGUUGUUGGAAUUGGAUGUCUAUCUACUUAUCCAUCAGGAGAAUGUGUGAUAAGUCCGUUGUAUGCUGAUAAUACGAAAAUAGCUCAGAAAAUUUUUGGAAGUAUGCUCGAAGAAGUAAUUGAGAAAAAUAAGAAAAUACGGAGAUUUCAAGUUAGAUCAAAUGAUCAAUGCAGUAAUAGUUAUGAGUGGAUUCAACCAUUCUUAAAAAUUCCACUUCGCCGCUCCCACCUAUCAAAUCUCUGCUACUCAAUAUAUCCCCCAAGACAUUAUUUCAAUUUCAAUAAAGUUUUUGUGAAUGCUCAUCCGACGAAUGCACCAUGCUGACAAACUGGCUCAUAAAUAUUUUACUCUAUUUUAAUUUAAUAAAACGAAAAUGUAGAUCCACUGCCUGUCUGCGUCUCCUUAUUUUCAUUCAGUUUUACUACUCUGUGUUUACCUUUUCCUUUCGAUCCUUUCAAAUUUCGACCAAAACAACGAUUGUCUCUGCGUCUACAUGUAAAACCAUGUGACUUAGGAAAAUGAAAGCAGCUGGAGUAC